AUGUCUGCCAACAAGCUCCACGCUGCUUAUGUCGCUCCCGACCAGUCUCGCACUUUCGAGCACAGCAUUUCUUCCCCGCUCCCCUCCGCCGACGCCGUCCCUCAGAAGGUGACCUAUCUCGCUGAACUACGCAAGCUCGUACCCACUCUGCAGAACGACAUCAACGUAUUCCUGACCGAGCGCAUGGAAGAGGACAAGAAGGCUGCCGAGGCACAGGGUCAAAAGGUCUCUGAUAAGGAAGCCAAGGAGGAGGAAAACUACGGAGAGGAGGUUGUGGAAGAGGAUGCUUGA
Aspergillus tubingensis is the source of this 291-nucleotide messenger RNA. RefSeq lists its product as uncharacterized. NCBI's taxonomy places the organism in Eukaryota, Fungi, Ascomycota, Eurotiomycetes, Eurotiales, Aspergillaceae. Bases 1 to 291 code for a protein of 96 amino acids. The record is from RefSeq and is a predicted model, not a curated record. The transcript has a single exon.